CUUCCGUCGGGUUUCAAACCGUAAGCAGUAAGUUGCUGCGCGCUAAUUUUUUGAUUUCUAGCCGUUUUGAAAGAUUUGACGGACGUUUUCGGGCAUAAUUUGGAUAUAUGCGGUUUACUCAGCGAGAUUUUGUGUGAACUCUUGGAUAUGUGAAUAAGUUUGUCCGUUGAGGAUGUAAUCUAGAAAUCAGCCGAAGAUAUGUGAAAAUUUUUGAUCGAACUAAUUCGAUUAAGCGUGUGUUAUGUAACCUUGAAAAUCUGUGAAAACUUCAAUUCUGACGAGUACUUCCACGAAAAGCUUCCUGUUUUCAGGACAAACGUGCCUUCACCAGUGUCUACGAAAAGUUUCAAAAUGUAGAUGGCCUUAUUAGCUACAAGCGAUAGAAAAAGUGUGAAUUUUCAAAUCUAAUCGUCUCCACUAGACGGUCUACGUCAAACCGAGACUUGGACGGAUUCCAAAUCCUUCCGAGCAGUGUUCCAAUGAAACAGAAGCAAUAGGAUAGUCUGUCAGUGUCAAAGAAGUACAGAAACCGUGUCAACUGCGAUUACUUGAAGCUGUGAAUCAUGAAGAAGACUACAGAAUCCAGGGAGAACCUGGUGAACUCGGCUGCGUCCUUGGCAACUACCGAGGAUGGUCGGGCGGGAGGUGGAGAUCCGGACGCCGAUGGGAAAUCGAUCCGAAGUGCCAUUUCGGAAUUUGAUCGGGACAUUCCCGAGUUGAUACUGACCCAGACGGAGAAGAAGUUUCUGCUCAGUGCGGAGCGGGGCGAUUGCGCAACGGUGCGACGAAUAAUUCAGGAAAACAAAGGCGAUCCAGACGAGUUCGACAUAAACUGCGUGGAUCCACUAAACCGUUCAGCUCUUAUAGCCGCCAUCGAAAAUGAAAAUAUCGAACUCAUCCGAUUGCUGCUCACCGAGGGAAUUAAAGUACAGGAUGCACUUCUCCACGCCAUCAAGGAAGAGUACGUCGAAGCGGUGGAAACUUUGCUACUAUGGGAGGAGGAAAAUCACAUUCCAGGCCAGCCCUACAGUUGGGAAGCCGUGGACCGCUCGUCUUCCUCCUUCACCGCCGACAUCACACCGCUCAUCUUGGCAGCUCACAAAAACAACUACGAGAUUCUGAAAAUCCUGCUAGAUCGAGGAGCGACGCUUCCGAUGCCGCACGACGUUCGCUGCGGAUGCGACGAGUGUGUAACAUCCAGCGAGCAGGACUCCCUCCGUCACUCCCAGUCACGCAUCAACGCCUACAGAGCGCUUUCGUCCAGUUCGCUGAUAGCGCUGAGCUCCAAGGAUCCGAUCUCGACUGCGUUUCAUCUGUCGUGGGAACUGCGGAGGCUCAGUCGAAUGGAGUCCGAGUUCCGAGCGGAAUACACGGCCAUGCGUGCAAACGUACAGGAGUUCGCAACCUCCCUGCUGGAUCACGCUCGAACGUCCAACGAGCUGGAGAUCAUGCUGAACUACAAUGCCGGCGCCAUAGACAACUGGGAACCGGGGGAACGUCAAACGCUAGACCGACUCAAAUUGGCACUCAAGUUCAAACAGAAAUUGUUCGUAGCCCACCCGAACGUACAACAGCUGCUGGCAGCGAUCUGGUACGAGGGAUUGCCGGGUUUCCGUCGCAAGUCACCCGUCGGUCAGAUCACGCAGGUGGCCAAGUUGGGCGCCAUGUUUCCGGUGUACAGCAUGAUCUACAUGAUAGCUCCGAACUCGUUGAUGGGCCAGUUCAUGAAGAAACCGUUUGUGAAGUUCAUCGUCCACUCGGCUAGUUAUGCGUUUUUUCUGAUGUUGCUGGGAGCUGCUUCACAACGGGUCGAAUACUUGGCUAUCGAAUGGUUUGGACCGGAUUGGAUGCAGGAAAUACUCAAGGAGUGGAAACGGAAAGAACGAGGAUCGCUACCAGGCCUAGCGGAGUGUUUGGUCAUAUUGUACAUUAUAAGUUUGAUAUGGCACGAGAUCAAAUCGCUUUGGAAUGAUGGUCUGGUUGAGUACGUGACGGAUCUUUGGAACAUAGUGGACUUCAUCUCGAACUCGUUCUACAUUGCGUGGAUAAGUUUGCGGUUUACGUCCUGGUACACCGUUUGGCGUGAUUCUAGAGCAGGACUCAACCCAUGGUAUCCACGUGAGCAGUGGGAUCAGUUUGAUCCAAUGCUUCUCUCGGAAGGAGCUUUCGCAGCCGGCAUGAUCUUCUCGUUUCUCAAACUGGUGCACAUAUUUUCAAUAAAUCCACAUUUGGGACCUCUUCAGGUAUCCCUCGGGCGAAUGAUAAUCGACAUCAUCAAGUUCUUCUUCAUCUACACCCUGGUGCUAUUUGCUUUCGGGUGUGGCCUUAACCAACUUCUUUGGUACUACGCCGUUCUGGAGAAGAACAAAUGUUACCAUCUUCCGUCGGGUCUUCCGGACUUUGAAAAUAACGAAAAAGCUUGCGGAAUCUGGCGUCGAUUCGCGAAUCUGUUCGAAACGUCUCAAUCGCUGUUCUGGGCCUCGUUCGGCUUGGUAGAUUUGAUGGCCUUCGAACUGGCCGGUAUCAAGAGCUUCACCCGGUUCUGGGCACUGCUCAUGUUCGGUUCGUACAGUGUCAUCAAUAUCAUUGUGCUGCUGAACAUGCUGAUUGCCAUGAUGAGCAACAGCUACCAAAUCAUUUCGGAACGUUCGGACAGCGAAUGGAAGUUUGCCCGCUCCCGGUUGUGGAUGAGCUACUUCGAAGACGGCGAUACGUUACCCCCGCCUUUCAAUCUGGUGCCUUCAAUCAAAAACUUCUACAAACUGAUGAGUUUAUGCAAAUGCAGCAAGGACAAACGGUCAACGACGAGUAUACUUAAACGGAACCGCGAAAAGGCCCAACGACGUCACGAGAACGUAAUGCGAUUACUAGUGAGGCGGUAUGUGACGGCCGAGCAACGCAAGAGGGACGACUUCGGUAUUACUGAGGAUGAUGUGAUGGAAAUUCGGCAGGAUAUAAGCACCUUGCGGUACGAGUUGAUCGACAUUCUGCACCAGAAUGGCAUGAGGACUCCCAAUGUGAAGGCUACGGAUGCGGCAAUUGCUGGUAAAAAGGGUCGGGUCAUGGAGCGCCGCAUCCUCAAGGACUUCCAGAUCGGUUUCGUCGAAGGCCUCCUCAACGAAACGUUCAAAAACGCAAACGACAAACCGGCAGCGGACGUGUUCAGCACGAUUGCCAAAGCCAUCGGGAGCCGUACCAGCGCCAAGAAGAAGAAGCCCGAGGACUGGAACGCUCUGGUCCGGAAGAAUACAACGGUCCGAGAUCCGAUCGGUAACUCAACGGAAGCCAUCAUGCGUCGCAGCAGGAUGAGCUUGCGGAAGCAGAUCAUUGAAGGAUCAACCCAGGGCUUGGACAUGAACACGGACAAUCUGGUGGAGUUCAAUCCGAAGCUGUCGGAGGUGACUCCGGUGACUCGGGUGGCCUACGUCAAGUUCAUGACGACCAAAUUGAAAAAGGAUGCAGGUAAAGAGGAUGAAGCAGAUGCUGCCACCUUCGAAAACGAACGUCGAGGUUCCACCACGCGUAGUUCAAUAAAGAAGCUUGUGGAGUUGAAGGAUAAGAUCAACAGCAUCGAGGUAGAGGAUAAGACAGAGAAGAAGUCUCCUGUGAAGGAGACUGAGAUCCCUCUCAAGGAAUCAGCAACAACUCCCGCUGCAGUGACGGUGAAUCCUCCGGAAGAAACGAUCAGCACGGCUUUCAAAGAAGACAAGGAUGACAUCCGGAUCGAUAUGAGUAAGGUUCGAGUACGUUCACCAAUCAUGGAAGACCCGGAGGACGUCAUGAGCGAAAAUGGCGACCGCUGUCCUACGCCCAGACGUGCGGACAGUAUUCCGAAACGUCCUGAAACCCCCAUUCCAAGUGUAAGUCCACCGUUGGACAAGAAAACAGACAGUGGAAAACCUAGCACCACCGAAGUCAGCAGUGCUGGGUCGAUAAAGGCCAAGGAAUCUACGCCAAGCUCACAGGGCAGUCUCCGGAAGGACACCCUUUCGCCGUCGGGUUCAGCUAAGUCCGAUUCAUCCCGUUCAUGCUCACGUUCCCCAACUCCUGCCCGUCUGGAACCUCCACCGCCGAGUUCUCCAGCUCGAACACCAUCGCCGGCCUUCUCCGACAAGGGGAAAUCGAAAAUAACCGGAAAAACACUUAAAGGCUGGAUGUAAUACACAGACUAACGGCAAACCUCACGCCUUCACAUUGACCCCUGCUGCCGAUUCGUGUCACUCAAGGUAGGUAUUUUGGCAAUAUGAAACGUUUAUCAUUUCCUCAGUAGGUUCACCAUCUAGCGAAUUAAUAAAGCGAACACAGUUUCAAUGAUUUCGAUGUAA
Molecule: messenger RNA, 4325 nt
Organism: Aedes aegypti (yellow fever mosquito)
Lineage: Eukaryota; Metazoa; Arthropoda; Insecta; Diptera; Culicidae
Gene: trp
Product: transient receptor potential protein
Exons: 16
Coding region: 564-4160 (1198 amino acids)
Biological process (GO): manganese ion transport; calcium ion transmembrane transport; regulation of cytosolic calcium ion concentration
Cellular component (GO): membrane; cation channel complex
Molecular function (GO): protein binding; inositol 1,4,5 trisphosphate binding; store-operated calcium channel activity
Source: RefSeq, a predicted model, not a curated record